AGAUAAAUAAAUAUACAGGUUUUGAAGGGUUUUAAGCAUAAUAAAUGAGCUUUUUAUAUGAAGAACGUAGGAGAAAAUCUAUGUCUAAUUCACCGUUUUCGAAUUCAUCAUUUACUCAAGAUUUAUGUAAUGAAUCACCAGAAUCUACAAGUUCAUUAAGAAGAUCAAGAAAUAAGUUGAAUAUAGGAGAGAUUAGGAAUUAUGAAUCAUCAAUAUCACCGGAAAUUUAUAGAGAUUGGCCUUCAGAGGGUAGAAAUAUGAGUAGAUAUGUUUCAGAGACAAAUCUACAUUCACCUCAUUUAUUUUCCCGUUCAAAGCUUCAAAAAAGGGCAAAUCAGGAGCCUCCUAUUGGAUUUUGGAGGCAUCCAUCACUAGAUAUUAUUUUUAAGAGGGUUAGAAAAGUGGGAGUUAAUGAGGAAACAAUUAAAAGAUUAAUUGCGAAUGUAUUAGCUAUUAUUAUUAUUCAAUGGGGGAAAAACUAUCUUAAUAAGAAAAAGUUUAUUGAGAUUUAUUUAAAAGAAUAUAAUAGCUUAAAAGUAUAUUUUAAAUAUUUAAAUAUAUUUAUUCAGGUUGUUUUACUUUAUAAUGUUAUUGAAGCAACACUGAGACUUGUUCGGCCAAAAGAUACAUUUUUAGAUCUUUCGUUAACACCGAUACAGAGAAAAUUAUUUGGACUUGAUCCUCAUGUAUUUCCAUCUUUUUCAUCAAAUAAUACAAUUACGCCACCAAGAUAUGUGAAGAGUUCACCACAGACCAGACAAUCUCCACGUCCUUCUCCACAACAGGUGACGCCAUAUAAUGGAAGUUCUCAGUCAUCAUGUGCAAAUACAGAAACAAAAAAUUCUUCAAAGUUUUCUCCAUUUUACAAUGAAUUAUCAUCAUCACCAACAUUUGUCAAUAUGAAUUCAUCAUCUACGAGCCUUUCAAAUGAAGAAUUUCGAAACAGAACACAGUAUAUACCAAGUUCUCGGUAUUUAUAUAAACGAUACUCAUUAAAUAAUACUCCAACAUAUUAGCACUGUAAUAACGAUACAAAUUUAGUUUGUUUUGCAUUGCUUUUCCUUUUGUUUUAAUAAAUUUUCCACUGGUCCAGGAUUAUGUUUAAGUUGCCUUAAAUAAUACAAUUUUGCCCUACGGACCCUUCCAAUUGCUUUUUUUAAUAGUAUUUUAAUACUUUUGAUUGCAGGACUAUAAAGAUUAAACUUGAUUUCCACUCC
Molecule: messenger RNA, 1217 nt
Organism: Pneumocystis carinii B80
Lineage: Eukaryota; Fungi; Ascomycota; Pneumocystomycetes; Pneumocystales; Pneumocystaceae
Exons: 6
Coding region: 45-1016 (323 amino acids)
Biological process (GO): protein import into nucleus; spindle pole body duplication
Cellular component (GO): nuclear outer membrane; nuclear pore transmembrane ring
Source: RefSeq, a predicted model, not a curated record